CAGUAGUAAGUGGUAACUGUUUAGCCUUUACCUCUCUCUUUCUUUCGCUUUCUCUCUCUUCAACACAUAAUAUGUUUUCAUCCAAAUAAAAAUAUAAAAAUGAAAAUUUAAUUUGUCAGAUUAGGGUUUUUUUGGUAUACUUAGACAGACACACAAAGGAAUCAUCAGAGAUUAAAAUUCCAUCUUGUCUGAAAUUGAGGUCCGAUAACCCACCGCCAUCAUGGAAUAGAAGCUGAGGCAGAGAAUUGCAGGCUAAUGCGUUGGUGGGUUUGACUUGGAGUUUGGUAACAAUCAUAUUUGGAAGUCUUCAUACCUGAGGUGGGAGUUUUUCAGAGACUGGUGGUGAAAAUGGAGAAUCAGACUGCUUUUGAUGAUGUGGCCUCGGUGGAUUUGGUCAGUGAAAUAAAACUGGAAGAAGAUGAGGAAGAGUUUCGGAGUUGUUGUGAAGAUGAGGAAGUGUGGAAGGAGCCUGAAGAAAUAGUAAGGGAGGAGCAAAACGAAAAACUUGAUGAAUUUUCUGUUAAGAUGUUUUUUAAGGGCAUCUCUAUAGCAGAGGCAGGGGACUCUGGUUGUGGAUUUUCUGGAAUUGGUAUUGUAAUGGAAAGAAUAGCAAAUGUUCCUGUGAUUCAGGUACAAAAGAAGCUGGAUUUCCAUGUUGAAGAAUCUGUUGCUGACUAUUUGGCUCUCAUGGAUGGACUGGCUGAGGCUUUACAGCAUGACAUCCGCCGAGUUUAUGCAUUUACUGAUUCCGAACUGUUAUGUGAUCAGAUAACACAUGGGGAGAAAGUUGAAAUUCCACUUCUGAUUGCUCUGAGGCAAAGGAUCCUUGAACAUGCCAGUAAUCUGGAAGCCUUUGUACUGAAACUCAUCCCCAGCUUAGAUCUUGAGAGGCCAUUGCGUUUGGCCCAGGUAGCAAUUGGGGUUGUGUCUUUUCCUGCAAAUGGAAAUGAAGCACGUGACAACUGCUCUAUCUGUUGUGAGGAAAAGAUAUCGCCAAUGAUGAUCACAAUGAAAUGUUCCCACAAAUUCUGUUCACAUUGUAUGAGAACCUAUGUUGACGGAAAAGUACAGUCAUCUCAAGUACCGAUCAGAUGCCCUCAGUUAGGAUGCAAAUAUUUCAUCUCCAGCAAUGAAUGCAGAUCUUUUCUGCCUCUCACUUCAUAUGAAUGUUUGGAGAAAGCUCUCGCAGAAGCUGAUGUUCUCCACUCAGAUAGGAUAUACUGCCCCUAUCCAAAUUGUUCUGCCCUGCUUGAUCCACGCGAGUGUCUGUCAGCUAGAGCAAGUUCAUCAAGUCAGUCUGAUAACAGUUGUGUUGACUGCCCUGUUUGUCAAAGGUUUAUCUGUGUGGAAUGUGCUGUUCCUUGGCAUUCUUUGAUGAGCUGUGAAGAGUUCCAGAACCUCCCAUUGGAAGAGAGAGAUGCUGCAGACAUUACCUUGCAUCGUCUAGCACAAAAUAAAAGGUGGAGGCGUUGCCAACAAUGCCGCAGGAUGAUUGAGCUCACCCAAGGUUGCUAUCAUAUGACCUGCUGGUGUGGGCAUGAGUUCUGUUAUUCCUGUGGUGCCGAAUACAGAGAUGGACAACAGACCUGUCAAUGUGCCUUUUGGGAUGAAAACAACGCUGAAGAUUUGGUUACACAGUCUGUGCAAGAAUCAGAACAGUGGGCAUGGGAGACUUUUAACUCACUACCUAUGCUCAUGGAUGCUUACUCAGAGCAAGAGAGAUCGCAACUUGCAUUGAUCCAAAGAUUUCUUGCUGGGGGUUUCAGUUUGAGCGAUCAUCACCCUUAUCAGUCCCCUCCCCGUUGUACAGACUCAUACGUAGAUGCCAUGAAGGAUCUUCAUCAGCUUCCUUGGCUCGAGAGAUUUGUCUCUGUAAUUAGUGACAACUACUACGAAGACUACAUUCAAUGAAUAGGACUGCCAGAAACUAGGUAAAAAGAAGUUGCAUAUCCUCUCUCUGAUGCUUAAAGGAGGUAAAAGAGCAACUCACUCUAAUUACUCCAUUUGCAUUUACAAUGAGGUGCAGCAAACAGCACUUCCUUCUAUUGUAGUUUUCUUGAGACAAUAUUUGACCUUGAAGGUCAUUGCAUAAAGUCCAAAUUGAAGAGGCAUUAUAUGAUGGUUGAUCUCUUCUGAAAAGAAUGAAAAUACAUAAAAAAAACAUUUAUAUUGUUGAAUUAAAAGAAAGUGAAACAAAUUCAUCUUU
Molecule: messenger RNA, 2206 nt
Organism: Jatropha curcas
Lineage: Eukaryota; Viridiplantae; Streptophyta; Magnoliopsida; Malpighiales; Euphorbiaceae
Product: RING/U-box superfamily protein
Biological process (GO): protein ubiquitination
Molecular function (GO): RNA-DNA hybrid ribonuclease activity; ubiquitin-protein transferase activity; zinc ion binding
Source: RefSeq, a predicted model, not a curated record